CAAACAGCAUCGGCGAUCGAUAACAAACCAGACUCGGCGGAGUAUUAUGACUGCAAUAAUAGGCAGCUAGCUGGCUUCUUAUCUUCUACAAGCCAGAAUCACGGGGAGAAAAUCAAAACAACCAAGACCAUGGAGCAAAGAAGUGUACCUGUGAAGCGUUUUCUCAACAAGCCCCAGAUCGUCCGCAGUCUGGGCAGCAACCUUCACACAAAUGUGAAUCCCGGCCACGCCAUGGCUGGACGGUCCCUCCUGACCAAAGUGCAACGCAGCAGGCACAAGCAUCUCUAUGACAUCAACCAUCAGAUCAGGGCCAAGCCCGAUUUAAACACAACACUACCAGUUCGACAGACAGCGUCCAUCUUCAAACAACCAGUAACCAAGGUAACAAAUCAUCCCAACAAUAAGGUGAAGACGGACCCGCAGAAGGCUGUGGACCAACCCAAACAGCUGUUCUGGGAGAGGAAGUUGAGCGGGUUAAAUGCAUUUGAUAUCGCAGAGGAGCUGGUGAAAACCAUGGAUCUUCCCAAAGGCUUACAGGGUGUCGGGCCUGCGUGUUCAGAUAAAACACUGCUCUCUGCCAUCGCCAGUGCCCUGCACACCAGCCCGGCUCCUGUCACUGGGCAGCUCACCGCCGCCGUGGAGAAAAACCCUGGAGUCUGGCUCAACACAACACAGCCUCUCUGCAAAGCCUUCGUAGUGACUGACGAUGACAUCAGGAAGCAGGAGGACCUGGUGCAGAAUGUGAGGAGGCGUCUUGAGGAAGCCCUUUCAGCUGAUAUGUUGGCUCAUAUAGAGGACACCGCUGCUGGUGCAGCAGCCAACAAAGCUGAGGAAAAGGUUGAGCAGGUGGACAAGGAGGAAUUAUAGCCAAGGCUUGUUUGACAUGAAGUUUGCUGGUAAACUCCUUUCAUUUUGAAAAAAAAUUGGCCCAAUGAAUAUUUUUUAUACACUUCUAAUUGAAAUAGACCCUAAAUCCUAAAUGCAGAAAUUCUGCAGGUUUUGUUUUUUUUACACGGGACAAUGUAAUCCUGCAAGGGUGCUUUGAUUUUCAGUUCAUGUUUACCUCUACUUAUGUAUGUGGCAGUUAUGGAUGGUGGUCUAUACGAUGCAGUGUUACAUUUAGUUAACAGCUGUUCAAGCUCAAAGUUGAAAACACAAACCUGGUGUGUGUGUGUGUGUGUGUGUGUGUGUGUGUGUGUGUGUGUGGAGAACCUCUUAAGUGUAUUUUUCUUUUUAACUGUUCUACCUGAACAGGUGGCUCUUUUAUAUUUUCCUCUGGCACUGUAGAUAGUGUGUUUAUGUUUGGAAAUAUAGAAAGGUUGCAGUAUGUUUACAUGCAUACAACCACUCUUGUGGCUGUGAAUGUUAAAAUUUAGCCUGUUUGAUUAAAGAUGUUACAGUUCAAAGUACUGUUAUCUCUCACAGUAACCUGAGUUUACAUGGAUUUUGGAGUGUAAAUGAUGGUAUUUGUAUUGACAAAAGAAUGAUCAGUAUUGUUUUGCCAACCGCAUUUGAGUUUAAACAGUAACAGAAAAAGUGUGUACCCUCCAGAAAAUUAAAAAAAAAACCAACCCAAUGCUGAUGUACCUCAUAACAAGA
This is a messenger RNA of Chelmon rostratus (copperband butterflyfish), 1599 nucleotides long. It is a transcript of the gene mbd3a, whose product is annotated as methyl-CpG binding domain protein 3a. The transcript has 7 exons. The coding region runs from base 130 to 867 and encodes 245 amino acids. The record is from RefSeq and is a predicted model, not a curated record. Lineage: Eukaryota; Metazoa; Chordata; Actinopteri; Chaetodontiformes; Chaetodontidae.